This is a messenger RNA of Alosa alosa (allis shad), 8395 nucleotides long. RefSeq names its product RAR-related orphan receptor A, paralog a (gene roraa). Lineage: Eukaryota; Metazoa; Chordata; Actinopteri; Clupeiformes; Clupeidae. Gene Ontology annotation, biological process: regulation of transcription by RNA polymerase II. The record is from RefSeq and is a predicted model, not a curated record. The transcript has 11 exons. The coding region runs from base 144 to 1706 and encodes 520 amino acids. Gene Ontology annotation, cellular component: nucleus. Gene Ontology annotation, molecular function: zinc ion binding; nuclear receptor activity; RNA polymerase II cis-regulatory region sequence-specific DNA binding.
CCCACCUUCAGCAACACUCGCCUUUGCACAUUUCUUACUUCUUCUCUAAAAUACAUAGGUAGACGAAGUCUUCUAGCUCAGAAUUUGAUAAGGACCCGUUGUGAAAUUGUAGCAAUAGCUCCAUAACACAUCAGAGACACAACAUGGAGUCCCCUCCAGAUCCAGCGAGCGACCCGGGCAACAGCGCCUCGGAGCCGGCUACCCCGGUCAGGGAAACCCCGGUAAACCUGGAGACUCUCCGGAAAGCUGACCAUCAAGCCCCGGUUCGGAGACAGAGCUGUUCCAGCACCAACAGAGGUAUUUCAGUAACAAAGAAGACCCAUACCUCUCAAAUUGAAAUUAUUCCUUGCAAGAUCUGUGGAGACAAAUCAUCAGGCAUCCAUUAUGGGGUGAUAACAUGUGAGGGCUGCAAGGGUUUCUUCAGGAGGAGUCAGCAGAGCAAUGCGGCGUACUCGUGUCCCCGUCAGAAGAACUGCCUGAUUGACCGUACCAGCCGUAACCGCUGCCAGCACUGCAGGCUACAGAAAUGCCUGGCAGUGGGCAUGUCACGGGACGCGGUGAAGUUCGGCCGCAUGUCCAAGAAGCAGCGUGACAGCCUGUAUGCGGAGGUGCAGAAGCACCGGCUGCAGCAGCAGCAGCGCGAGCACCAGCAGCAGCCCGGCGAGGCCGAGCCCCUCACGCCCACCUACGGCGGCCUGGCCGCCAACGGCCUCACCGAGCUCCACGACGACCUCGGCGGCUACAUGGACGGACACACCCCGGAUGGCGCCAAGCCCGACUCGGCUGUCAGCAGCUUCUACCUGGACAUCCAGCCCUCGCCUGACCAGUCCGGCCUGGACAUCAACGGCAUCAAGCCCGAGCCCAUCUGCGACUUCACGCCCGGCUCCGGCUUCUUCCCCUACUGCUCGUUCACCAACGGCGAGAGCUCGCCCACCGUCUCCAUGGCAGAGCUAGAACACCUGGCCCAGAACAUCUCUAAGUCCCACAUGGAGACAUGUCAGUACCUGAGAGAGGAGCUCCAGCAAAUGACCUGGCAGACCUUCCUUCAGGAGGAGAUGGAGAGCUACCAGAACAAGCCUCGAGAAGUCAUGUGGCAGCUGUGCGCCAUCAAGAUCACAGAGGCCAUCCAGUACGUGGUGGAGUUCGCCAAGCGCAUCGACGGCUUCAUGGAGCUGUGUCAGAACGACCAGAUCGUGCUGCUCAAAGCAGGUUCUCUGGAGGUAGUGUUUGUCCGAAUGUGCCGUGCCUUUGACUCUCAGAACAACACAGUCUAUUUCGAUGGAAAGUAUGCUGGUCCUGAUGUGUUCAAGUCAUUAGGCUGUGACGAUUUGAUCAGCUCUGUCUUUGAGUUUGGGAAAAACUUGUGUUCUAUGCACCUGUCUGAGGACGAGAUCGCCCUGUUCUCUGCGUUUGUGUUGAUGUCAGCAGACCGGUCCUGGCUUCAGGAGAAGAUGAAGGUGGAGAAACUACAACAAAAGAUCCAGUUGGCCCUGCAACAUGUCCUGCAGAAGAACCACAGAGAGGAUGGCAUCCUGACUAAGUUGAUAUGCAAAGUGUCGACGCUGCGAGCGCUGUGCAGCAGGCAUACAGAGAAGCUGACGGCUUUCAAAGCAAUAUACCCAGACAUUGUGCGUGCCCACUUCCCCCCCUUAUACAAGGAGCUGUUCGGAUCGGACUUUGAGCAGGCCAUGCCCGUGGACGGGUAGCUGGCAGGAGGCUGCCCGCUGACCUCCCACCCGUCUGCUGGAGGCUAGCCACCCAGCCAGGGGAAUGUCGCGCAUGAAUCUGAGACACUUUAAACGGUGCCCUGCACUCACCAAGACGGCCGACACACACACACACACACAAACACACACACACACACACACACGCACACACGCUGCACACACAUUUUUUUUCCCUUUUGUUUGUUCCUUUUUAUUCUGGUUUAUCUUUCCCUGAAAGUGGUGGAUUGUGGGAAAAGGAGGGAAUGCAAUGUGAUUGGUUGGGAGAAAAGGGAGGGUUUUCUGAUUGGGCAGAUCUUAUUCUUGUUUUAUUUUAUUUUAUUUUCGGGCUGGGAGGUUCCUGGAUUUUACCCUCUAAAGUUUUUUGUUUUGUUUUCUUUGUUUGACAUGGGUGGGAUUGUGAACCCAAGGGAGAUCGAGAGGAGAUAGCCCAAUGCUUACUCUAUGGCUGAACUCGGAGCAUUCGUGCAUAUAACCUGGGUGUGGUUUCAUUGCAAUUCACAACAACUGACAAAAACUUAUUCACGGAUGAGAUGUAAAGAGUUUUUUUUUUUUCACAGUGUCGAUAUCAUUAAAUGGGGUGUUUGAAGAGGUGAUCCAAACAGUCUUUCGGCUGGCCAAAUAUACAAUAGAAGUAGAUUCUAUGUGCUAAGAAAUGCUCACAGUAUAUGCAUGACUCCAUCGAGUUCAGCUAUUUGUUUUCUUCUUCUGUUUAGUGUUUGCUUUGGAAUGUGACUCCCAUAUAAUAAACUGAUAGCACAUGGGAGAAAGAGAGAGAGAGAGAGAGAGAGAGAGAGAGUGAAGGGAAGAAAAAAGAAAGAGAGAGAGAGAGACCACCAGAGUGUGGAGUUUUAACCGUCGGCAUGGUGACGUAAGCAGCACCUUUUUAUGGACAAUCGUCAAAAUCAAGAGAAAAAAAAAUAGAAUUCUGGUAAUUCUAGUUUUAAAAGAAAAAUGCAAUGACUUUUAGCUGUCAAACAUGACUCCAUUCACCAUGGUUGCAUAGAUGAUAUUGUGUAAGGCCAUCUGCUAUUAAUCCUUCUCUGAACAGGAGCCCCACCAGUGAAACUGAGGGCACCACCAAUGACAAGGGUCCAUUCCACCAGUUUUCUAACGUGCUACAGGGUAUACGCUCAUAAGUACUUAAUAAACAGAAAAAAGUAAUGUUUAUAGAUUCUAUUUUAAAUAACAUGUAUGAUAUUCGUAGUUAGACUUAUUCUGAACUGUUGAAUUGAUAAGGCACUUUUCUUUGCACCUUUCUUUAAUUUAAGACUUGUAUAUUACCUAGUGAUGUGUUGCAUGUGCAAAAAGAAUCACACGACGUUGAGAACCCACGGUGGUGGAGAGGCUGGGUGUGGGAUGAUGAUGAUAGCUGCAGGGUUGCUGCUGUUUGGAAGGGUUGUUGUUUUUGCUGUGGCUGGUUGAUGUCUUGUUGUUGGCAAUGAUGGCUGCUGGGGAAACGGAAAGGCAGAGAGGUAGUGUGUGUGUGCGUGUGUGUGUAUGUGUGUGUGUGUGUGUGUGUGUGUGUGUGUGUGUGUAUGUGUGUGUGCGUGUGUUUAUUUCUGUGUGUCCUUACCUUCAAUCCCCAUUUCUCCAGCACAAGCGGUUUUAGCUUCUUGAAGCUUUGGUUAAAGAGAUUGACAUCCUCCCUCCAGAACAUUCGUUCGACAGUGAUGGUGCUUGGAGCAAUAUGGCUCUCUUCUGGUGUGUAUAAAGGGAUUGUCUCUCUACCUCUUUUUGUUUUGUUUUGGGCUGGUGCGAAGGCGCUCACACUCUUCCCUUAGCAGCCCACAACGAAAGCCAUCAGACAACACACACACUCACACACACACACACACACACAAACACAAUCUAAUGUGAGUCAAAGCAAUCUGUCAUACACCCACACAUAGACUUUCAGUCGCCCUCUUCUGAGAGAUCCAUCAAACAAUCCCAUCAGCCCACGGUGUCCAAUCAAAACAAUUCUCUCCUCUUUGUUUUCUCUCGUCUGCUGUGGAUCUCUUGUCUGUCAGCAUGUGGUUGAUUGGAUGACUGAACUGAGGAGGAGAGGAGGAGGUGGGGGGUGUCUGUGUAGUGAAGGAGGCCUCUAGCCCUCCUGUAGCGCAUCCCUGUCCUCGCCCAACACAACUGCCAUGCUGCCUUGCACCAUCACUGAUCAUAUGGCUCCACCUAGUGGCUGCUGGAACAAUAACUUCAGGCUUCAAGUCCAAUUCUUGGGUUGAUGUAAAAUAGCAUUUUAUGGCAGUUAACAGUGCGUGUGUGUGUGUGUGUGUGUGUGUUUCUCAGUGCAACGAUCCAUCCAUCAUCUUUGUUGCUUCAUUGCUGAUGUUGUAUCCUCAUUCUCGAGGCUGUCACAGUGUUUGUCUGUGAAGACGUAUCUGAGCGCUAGUGUGUGUGUGUGUGUGUGUGUGUGUGUGUACCUGCCUCUCAGUGAAUGCCUCAGCUCAGCUGGUUAUGACAGUUUGUUAUGGGACAGCAAAAGAAAGAAGGGCAGUCAGAUAUUCAAAGCCUUGUCUGGUAGCAAAACUUCUAUUUUUGUAACAUGUACAGAACAUAAGCUCAUAAAAAACAAGAGUCAGAGAGAGAUAGAGAGAGAACGAGAGAGAGAGAGAGGUGACACAAAAGCACUUAUUCUUGCAAUAAUUACAAUUGAAGUUUCUAUCCUUUCAAGAAGAAAGAAGGAUAUUAUUGGACAAAAGUGCUAUUUUUGGAGUCUUUUGCUAAUUGUUUUGUUUGAGUGUGAUCAAGCUUUUGGGAAUCCAACAUCUCCGUGAUUGUGCCAUAUUUGCUGUCGUUUCUGUAGUCUGUGUCCACAACAGAUUGUUUUGACAUUCCAAAAAUAAAAAAAUGAACGAUGUAAAGCAUGCCGAGUAUUCCAGAAAAUCCCAGUCGACUCCAGACAUUUCCUGCAAAUGCCCUACCUGAAACGGAAAUUAAAAUACUCUUGUUAUUCAUGUUUUUUUGUGAGGUCAGUCAUUCCUCCAUUAGACCUGCAUGUUUCUGUGUUCUACCCAUACUUUUCUUGCUCAUGAGGUUGAGAGGGUGUGUGUAUGUCCACAUGCACCUUCUCCUCAUUCAAACAUUGGGGGAAGUUUCUUUAUGCUUUGCCAUGUGCUAUUGUCCUAACUGGGCUGCAGACCAGGAACCAGUGGUCAUGCACAGGACCUGUAAUGAAUGCUCAUACUGUAUGCCAUAACCGUCAUUACCGUAACCGUAAUUACUCAGAGUGCUGCAGCUUUACCAGAUAGAGAUUUUACUUGUCCUUGUUCACAUACAAAAGUCAGAUACAAAACUCCACAGAUGUAAAACCAAUGAAAACUGUAUCAGACUGUGAAUGGUAAUCGACGCCCCCCCACCCCCACCCCCAAUACACACACACACACAUACACCCUCACUUGACCUCACCUACCCUCAUCUUCAAGAAAGAGCCGAGAGCUGAAUUUGAUCAUUCAGUGAAAUCACUCAGGGAGAUUUUUGUUACUCUAGGCUCUAAGUGGGAGGUGGCUGUUAAAGGCAGGUGUGCGUCACUCCUCACAAGAGACAAGCAGACAGUGCAGAUGCGUGUGCACGUGCACAAGCACCUUCUGGAAAGUUCCCUAAGGCCUCUACACAGAGAGAGCUACUGACUGCUGAACCGAGCUUAUCAGUUUGGUCUAGAGUCAGCUAACAUGUUAGCAUCAAAGUCUUGUUACAGUAUCCAGAUAUCGUAGAAACAACACAGCAAUAUUCAUUAUAAAUUAAGUUUGAACAGGUAUUGUAGGCAUGAACAGGCAUGUAUUUUUAAAUAUGUUCCCUCUCUGUCCUGCACAAAAUGAGUGCACAAGCCACUGCAAGAUGCCAAAAAUACUGGUUUCCGGAGCCUCCUCCACUCUGUCCAUUGCAAUUGACUCCCAUCACCUGCUCCUCACAUCCUCAUCCCAACACCUAUAGCAGUGUGCUGUGUUUCAUAUGACAUGUCUGGAAGGCUGGGAUUCUUCUAUACUCAUCACUUUGUGGUGAUUCCACGUGCCAAAUACCUCUCUGUGUUCUCUCGCCAGCAUGACUCCAGGCACUAGUUAGUAUUUUAAGACAUUACCGAUACGGGUGUCCAUGGGGCUGCCUGUGGGGUCCUUGAGACAUUCUGAUGUGCAGCGAUGCUUAGCCUUCAGUGGGACUCCCUUUCCCAGAAGCCUCUGUCCUCCCCACCAGUCGCAGCCCAGAGCUGGGGAGGAAUGCUAUCACUCACUCCUAGCUUGGGGUUUUGUAUUAAAGUCCUGUCGAUGUUGCAUAGGCAAAAAAACUAAGCAAUAUAGAAGACUGAGCAAAGAAAAGAGACUUAUUAUUCGGCUCCCUUUUUCAGUGAUUUGUCAGAGGCACUCAGACUUGUUUGGACCUGUGUAGUUUUGAGGAUGUUCCGCUAAAAGGUAUGCUUUGUUGUGGAUGUUAAAAAUAAUUGUUUUGACUGGGUUCUGUGGUAUUUUUUGUCGUGUUUUUUGAAUCGGUCUGUGGUUUCUGUCCAGCCAAGUGUAUCAACACAUGUAAAAGCAAUAUUGGUAUGUUUGUACGUGUUAAUAUUUUUUUUUUUUUUUUUGAGGGACAGUGAACACAUACGCAUAAGUAGCAUAUACAUGUGUGUGUGUGUGUGUGUGUGUGUGUGUGUGUGUGUGUGUGUGUGUGUGUGUUUUGCUUUUCUGUGCUCAUAUGGUUUGCUCCAGUCAAAUCCCAGACAAGGCUUUAAUCGAUGCGGAACAGCAGGGUAAGAUGAUCACCUGUGUGUGUGUGUGUGUGUGUGUGUGUGUGUGUGUGUGUGUGUGUGUGUGUGUGUGUGUGGACUUACUUUUCCAGUUUUAGGUGAUUUCUUUUGUUGUUGUUGUUGUUGUUGUUGUUGUUGUUUUGCCGGGUAGCAAAGAGCUUAAGCUCUCUCUCUCUCUUGCGAGGCUGCAGAAGCAUGCCGAAAUGCACCUCAUCUCUCCUGCCUAUUCAUUGCCUCCUUAUGCAAACAGCGACCUUGUCAUGACCUUGUCACGACCUACGCAGGCACUGGCAUUUUGUAACCUCCCCCCUUCUUGCUUUGAUGCGCUGCGCCCAUCUGGUGUUCGGACUACCUGCUGACUUGUGACGUCGUGCUCUUUAGAUAUGUAGUAAUAAGACAGGAAGUGUUACGUCACACUCGUGACAGUGUCCGUGUUCAGAGGAUGUGAAGGUGUGACCAAGACCCCAGAUCAGCCAUUCUCCUUGCAGUUUUUUAUAUACUAUAUAAAAAGUAACUGAAAGUCUGUUUUAUCUUCUCCCAAAAGCACACCUGACACAGUAAUUGAAAGUGAAUUAUGUCUCAGAAUAUAGAAAUAAAAAAGAUCAUUAAAAAAUAAAUAAAAAAUGAAAAAUCUUUUAGCCAUAAUCGAAUGUCAAGCAAUAAUAUAUAUGGUGUAUUAUUAUAAUUAUUAAUUUUGUGCAUAGGCUUUGAACAUCUGCAUGUAAAUACACCUCUUAUUUAUCUUGGGUUAUGUUUUAACUUUGUGUUUAUUUGUUUGUUUAUUUUACCUUCUCUUUUGAUUUGGUUUGUUUGUUUGUUUGUUUGUUUGUUUGUUUGUUUGUUUGUUUGUUUGUCUGUAUAUUUGACUGGUUCAGUUCCCGGGUGGAGAACUAAGAACUUCAUAUGGCCUGUAUGCUGUAAAGCUUCAUCUCCCCACUCUCUCUCCCCCUCACUCUCUGCUUUUUAAUUCACAAUAUUUAAUGUUAUUAUUGAUCACAUGUAUAAAGUUAACUUUGUAACUUCUGUCUGUAUAGGUAAGAAGAAAAUACUGCUAUUAAGGCCUACUCAGUGCAAAUAUUUAUCUGUUUAUUGAAUACACCAUGCUGUAAGAUAUCUCUGUUUUUAGUAUACUUCUCUUUUAGACUUAGUUUGAUAGAGGUAGGGUGUGCACAUUUAUUUUGUGUUAUUCUGACGUGUGGUGCUAGGUAAGUUACUUUUGUGAACAAAACAAAUCUUGAUUCAUAGACUAGGCCACCCUGUUAGUCCACUCAUUUCUCUGAGUAUUGAUGCAUUAUUGAUAUUAGGAUUCAAUAAAUGAUAAUGAUAAUGAUAACAAUGGUAAAGAAACUGAUAGUGGUUUUAAAAAUGACGUUAAUACCCAGCAAGUACCUGUAUCAGUGUGCUAGUCUUGGGAUAUGGCUAUUUCCUUCUCACUUUUAAGAUUUUUAGCAAAAAAAAAAAAAACAGUAUCAAUUAAUUAAAAAGGCUAUUAAAACUUGCAUUUCUGUUUUUUUUUUUUUUUUAAGAAAAACGAAAACAUGGAAUGGGUUUGCUCAUGCUUAUAAACUACAGUAUUGUGUUUCUCCUAGUUCUGAUUGUGAAAACCACUGGUUGGAUUUGUUGCUGGUUUGUUUUGCAUACAGAUAUCUACAGCUGUGGGGUUUUAGUAUCGACAGCUGGAAAGGACUUGAGUUCUUCAAACUGAUACUGGAAAUGACUGUACGGGUGACGCUUGAAAUCAGGCACAUUUUUGCUCCCUCAUUUAAAACUCAACCAACUUUUUUUUAAUGACAGUUUCCCAGACAACUGUCACAGAUCCAUGUUUUACAAGCAACUUGUGUUCUUGCUCACCCUUACAAGAAUUCUCAACGCAAACGUACAAGAAAAAAAAAACAGUUAAACAAAACCAUUUGUUUAUUUUGCUCCUCUCUGUAGCAGA